AUACUUUCUUUUUUCUGCUUUAUAAAAUGCCAGCGUUUCCUAUAUUAUCAGUCUCGAGGAAACCAGUUCUUUUAGCGAUAUUCUUUACUGUAUUUGUCUUUUUAUAUAACAUAGCAAGUCAUCCUAGAGUAAGCAAGACUAUGCAGUCUGUUGCUUACUACAAUGACUAUGAUGAACGAGCUUGUCUUCCUCAACAACUUCUUGAUAAAAGCCCGCCUGUUAAAAAAGCCAAGGCUGCUAUUGUUAUCCUUGUCAGAAACAAAGAACAAGAAGCUAUUGCACAAACCAUUGUGAAUUUUCAAGACAAAUUCAACAAAAAUUUUGAUUAUCCCUAUGUGUUUUUAAACGAAGUUCCAUUUACACCUCAAUUCAAAUCAGCCAUGAGAGCAGCAGCUCCCUCAGCCAUGAUGCAAUUUGGUCUUGUGCCUGAAGAACAUUGGAGUUAUCCUUCUUGGAUUGAUCAAGACUUGGCAGCUGAGUCAAGAAAGAAGAUGGAGAGCGAAGGUGUCAUGUAUGCUGGUUUAGAGAGCUAUCAUCAUAUGUGUCGAUACCAAUCUGGCUUUUUUUUUGAUCACCCUCUUUUAGAUGAGUAUGAAUGGUAUUGGCGUGUUGAGCCUGGCGUUGAAUUCUUCUGUGACAUUACUUAUGAUCCAUUCUUGUACAUGCAAAAGUACAAUAAAAAGUAUGGUUUUGUUGUCACUCUGACUGAACUCAAGGAGACCAUUCCUACGCUCUGGAAGACAGUCGAAGAUUAUGCUCAAUCAAGAAGAAUUGAUAUCUCAAACACAAGUAAACGUUUGUUUCCUUAUUUCAGAAACAAAGAAACAGGCGAUUUCAAUCUAUGUCACUUUUGGUCUAAUUUUGAAAUUGGCUCCUUAAACUUAUGGCGAAGUCCUCAAUACCGUGAUUUCUUUGAUUAUUUAGACAAGACAGGCAACUUUUUCUAUGAACGAUGGGGAGAUGCACCAGUGCAUUCAUUGGCAGCUGGAUUGUUUUUAAAGACAGAUGAAGUGCAUUAUUUUGAAGAUAUUGGAUACCAACAUGAUUUGUACAGACAUUGUCCCACAAAAGCCAGCGGAUUAGGCUGUAGAUGUCAUUGCCCUGAAGGAACAAAUGAGAAGAGCAUUGAUCAUGAUAAGAACUAUGAUACUUGUCUUCCAGUCUGGUUACAACAUGUAAAAGAAGAGAAAAAGAGAGCCAAUUGGAAUGUUUGGUCAUGUAAAGAAUAAAUUUACAUACAUUUCAAGUAUAUAUAUAUAUAUAUAUAUAUAUAUAUAUAUA
Molecule: messenger RNA, 1281 nt
Organism: Gilbertella persicaria
Lineage: Eukaryota; Fungi; Mucoromycota; Mucoromycetes; Mucorales; Choanephoraceae
Product: nucleotide-diphospho-sugar transferase
Exons: 4
Coding region: 27-1229 (400 amino acids)
Biological process (GO): cell wall mannoprotein biosynthetic process; protein N-linked glycosylation
Cellular component (GO): membrane; Golgi apparatus
Molecular function (GO): alpha-1,2-mannosyltransferase activity
Source: RefSeq, a predicted model, not a curated record